This is a messenger RNA of Oncorhynchus gorbuscha (pink salmon), 1294 nucleotides long. It is a transcript of the gene bsnd, whose product is annotated as barttin CLCNK type accessory subunit beta. The coding region runs from base 902 to 1267 and encodes 121 amino acids. Lineage: Eukaryota; Metazoa; Chordata; Actinopteri; Salmoniformes; Salmonidae. Gene Ontology annotation, cellular component: basolateral plasma membrane. Gene Ontology annotation, biological process: chloride transport. The transcript has 3 exons. Gene Ontology annotation, molecular function: chloride channel regulator activity. The record is from RefSeq and is a predicted model, not a curated record.
UGUAAAUUAAUUGAAUUUACCACAGGUGGACUCCAAUCAAGUUGUAGAAACAGCUCAAGGAUGAUCAAUGGAAACAGGAUGCACCUGAGCUCAAUGUCGAGUUUCAUACCUAUGUAAGUAAGGUUUUUCAGUUUUUUUUAAAUAAAUGUGCAAUUUUUUUUCUAAAACCUGUUUUUUCCACUUAUGGUGUAUUGUGUCUAGAUUGAUGAGGAAAAACAUAGAUAGAUAGAUAGAGAGAGAGAGAAGAGAGAGAAAAAAAUUGGAUGGUGGAGAAGGAGUUGUGGGCCUCCUAGCAGAGUGACAGCCUUCUCCCCUUCAUCUCUCCUUGAGAAAGCAUUUACUUCAAGUAGAACUGGAGGUAGGACAAGGUGACCCACCACUGGCCACCACAAAUAGCAUUUUUCCUUAUGAGAACUGCCAAAAUAUCCCCACUUGUCAGAACUGUACUUGUUUUACUAUCCUUGUGAGGAUUUCUGAUUCCCACAAGGAUAGUAAAACCACACACACACACAGUCUUGUAUAACUGACCUUCUUGGGACAAACAAUUCAGUCCCAUUCAAAAUUAUAUUUUCCCUAACCCAAAAACCUAACCCUAGAAAUAGCAUUUGACCUUGUGGGGACUAACAAAAUGUCCCCAGUUGAUCAGAUGAGUGUUUCUUUACUAUUCUUAUGGGGACUUCUGGUCCACACAUGUAUACAUAAAAACGUCCACAUGCACACACCUUAUUCUGUCUGCAGGCUGUAAUAACCAGCAGAGUGGAACUCUGUUGCUGAAUUACAAAUCUUGAACCUCCUUCUCUCCCUCACCUUCAGUAGUAUCUGACCCAGAGCAUAACAUAGCCUUAGCUAAGCUCCAUACCAAGGUGGGUUUGGUUCAGACUUCAUUGGUCAGGGUAGCAGCAUGGUGGAGGGUAAGCCGUAUCGGUAUGGUCUGAUCGCAGCGGGGAUGUGUGUGUUGUUAGUCGGUCUGUUCGUUAUGACUCAGGAGCGACCUCACAUCUACGCAACACUCUGCUCUCUGGGGAUCACCAUGAUCACCCUUGGCACCGCGUGGAGCCUCUGCCAGUGCUACCCUAAGGUGGUGUUGAUCUCUCAGAGCCUGGAGGAGAGGGGAGCCAGGGACAGCAUGGAUGCUGCUGCAGGGGAGAAAAACAUCAGUGUUACACUGGCUGGUUUCCAUGAUAACAAGGUCAGCCCUGCCCUGUCUGUCCCUCUGGUCCUCCAGCUCCACUCUUCCCACAGCUGUCCUAUACUACACCUGGCUUGACCUGAAAUAAACAUCUUUUAUGGAUUU